Messenger RNA from Entelurus aequoreus (snake pipefish), 2887 nucleotides. It is a transcript of the gene alg3, whose product is annotated as ALG3 alpha-1,3- mannosyltransferase. Gene Ontology annotation, cellular component: endoplasmic reticulum. The transcript is spliced from 9 exons. The coding region runs from base 36 to 1355 and encodes 439 amino acids. Gene Ontology annotation, molecular function: dol-P-Man:Man(5)GlcNAc(2)-PP-Dol alpha-1,3-mannosyltransferase activity. The record is from RefSeq and is a predicted model, not a curated record. Lineage: Eukaryota; Metazoa; Chordata; Actinopteri; Syngnathiformes; Syngnathidae.
ACUGCGCAUGUCUCUUGAGUGUCAGCUCCGCAGCAAUGGCGGGAGUGAGGAAAAAGCCUCCUGCCUCCACGUCUAUCCUACGGACGACGCUUCACUCGCUGUGGCAGGAUAAACAUUUAGUCCUGUUCAAGACGGAGUACACCUUUCUAGUGGUGUCCGUGUUGUGGCUUCUGGAGAUCGGCAUCAAUGUGUGGGUCAUUCAGAAAGUAGCAUACACUGAAAUUGACUGGAAAGCCUACAUGGAUGAAGUGGAAGGAGUCAUCAAUGGUACCUAUGACUACACCCAGCUUAAAGGAGACACGGGCCCCUUGGUGUAUCCAGCUGGCUUUGUGUACAUCUUCACUGCUCUGUACUACAUCACUAGCUCCGGGGCCAACAUCCGCUUGGGCCAGUAUAUUUUUGCGGUCUUCUACCUCAUCACGCUACUGUUGGUCUUCAGAGUAUACUGCCGCACCAAAAAGGUUCCUCCGUAUGUGUUCUUCUUCAUGUGUUGUGCCUCCUAUCGGAUCCACUCAAUCUUCGUGCUGCGUCUGUUCAAUGACCCAGUGGCCAUGAUGCUGUUAUUCGCCGCUGUUAACCUCUUCAUUGAUGGUCACUGGUCCCUUGGCUGUGGCCUUUACAGUUUAGCAGUGUCUGUGAAAAUGAACGUGCUCCUCUUUGCUCCUGGACUACUUUUCCUCCUGCUGUCUGAGUUCGGUCUAAUCAGGAUGAUCCCUAAACUUGCUCUUUGUGCAAACAUACAGCUCUUGUUGGGUUUGCCUUUCCUCCUGGAGAACCAUGUCGGCUACGUGAGUCGGGCUUUUGACCUGGGGCGUCAGUUUAUGUUCAAGUGGACGGUCAACUGGCGCUUCCUGCCUGAGUGGCUCUUCUUGAACCGCUACUUCCACUUUGUCUUGUUGGCAGCUCACCUGCUGACCCUGCUGCUCUUUGCUCUUCGUCGCUGGAAAAGGCAAGGAGAAAGCCCAUUUGAACUUUUCAAGGAACCAGGCAAGAGGAAAGUCCCAGUUCAGAAAACCACUGUCAACCAGAUCGUUCUCAUUCUGUUUACCUCCAACUUCAUUGGCAUGUGCUUCAGCCGCUCGUUGCAUUACCAGUUCUACGUGUGGUACUUCCACACGCUGCCCUACGUGCUGUGGAGUCGAGGAGUGAAAAAGAUGGCCCACCUCCUCAGGGUCCUGAUCUUGGGUCUUAUUGAGCUCUCGUGGAACACCUACCCCUCGACUUGCAGCAGCUCCAUAGCCCUCCACGUGUGUCACCUCAUCGUUCUGCUCUGUCUGUGGUUAGCUCCGCCCCUGCACCAAGCAGGACCAGCUGAAACGCAGGCAAAAGCACCUGUCAAGGACAAAUGCCAAUGAGACGUGGUACACGUAGGAGUGUAUUUGGGUGAAAGCUGCUGAGGCGCCAUCCACUCUCUGAACCUUAGCAUAGAGAGACCGGCAAUGGGGUAGACUCUCAAGGAGCCAUUAUUGGCGUCUUAGCUUUGUGCUAAAAAGUGAAGGAAGCUAAGGUAGGGUCCGGAGACAGCUGCACACAUGAAACACGCAGCUGUUGCCACUAUGAAGAGAGGAAUGGUUUCUCCGGUUUUGUCACAAUACCAAUUAGUAUUUGUAUUAUCCAAAACAAUGAAUGCCCGGUGUAGAAUUAAGUGUACUGAAAGCAAAAUACACGUGUAUUAUCAAGAAAACACAUCAAGUAAUGUUGGUGUCACUGCAAGGCAAUACUGUUUGGUGGCACAUGACACAAUGAGGUGAUUUUCUAUUUAACACAAUGUGAUGAAACGUAUGUCAUCCAUUGGGAUAUAGAAAUGUGUCAUCUUCUAAUUUCAGUAAGUCUAUCUUUUAAACAACUUAUAUUUACAUAACACCCUUUGUUAGAAACACAGCAGCAUAGUGAGGUUUUCUCUCAAUAUUCCACAAAGCACCCAAUAAUGCAGGCCUGGGCAAUUAAUUUGACUCUGGGGGGUGGGGAGCAAAUUUUGAGAAAAAAAUGUGUCUGGGAGCCAGUAUAUGUGAUUUUUAGGAACACUAACAAAACCUCACAAUAAUGUCUGAUUAAAAGCUAAAAACGUUAUGACAGACCGCCUGAAAAAACGGAAUGGAAUUUUGAAUUUUUUUACUGAAUGAGACACCCAGAAUGUACAUGAAAAUAAAGAAUGUGGGAUUUACAAUAUUAACUAUGAAGCAUAAAACAUUGAAUAUUGACAACAUAUGACAGUCACACCCCCUCUCCAUCGACAUAUUUUACAAUCAUGCGAAACGCAACACAAAUGCAACAAACAGCGAAAUAUGAAUGCGAAGGGUAAAAAAAAACCCCACCUACAAUCUGAUAUAUCACUAAGCUUUAGAACUUUGUUGUAAAAAUCUCCUUCCGCGUCUGUCCGACAGAAACGCUCCCCACCCACAAUGCCUAGUGCCUCGUCUGAGCUGCUGUGACCUAGAUUACCAUAGUAACUAAUUAGAUUACCAUAGUAACUAGUAUAUCAUGCAAAAGCGCAGAUUCCAACCAUUGAAAUACUUUGUAUAGUUCAAGACUUACGGUCAUUUGAAAACAUUACUGCACAUCAUAAUGGCAGCUACAGUUUCCAUCUUAAAGAUCUAAAAAAAAAUUGGGAAUGUCCGGCGGGCCAGAUUGAAAAGCUUAACAGGCCGCGUGUGGCCCCCGGGACAUAAUUUGCCCAGGUCUGCAAUAAUGUGUAGCAUGUGAGGAAUAAGCUCAACUCCUGUUUUUUAGUUACCAAGUACGAGUACUGUAGGCCAGCUUCUUGUGACGAUGUCAUGUCCUGCUGUGGUGAACAUGUCACAGAUCAUCAGCACACACAGAAAAGUGAAAAAUGUGACGUUUUAUAAUAAAUAUAAAUGCUACUUACAACAGGGGUUGUUUGUUUCCC